Molecule: messenger RNA, 1797 nt
Organism: Zymoseptoria tritici IPO323
Lineage: Eukaryota; Fungi; Ascomycota; Dothideomycetes; Mycosphaerellales; Mycosphaerellaceae
Exons: 2
Coding region: 1-1797 (598 amino acids)
Biological process (GO): fatty acid metabolic process
Molecular function (GO): medium-chain fatty acid-CoA ligase activity
Source: RefSeq, a predicted model, not a curated record
AUGGCUACGCUACAUCGAUCCGCCUUUCUAGAAGCCAUUCAACAGCACGAUCCUCAGAGUACCGCUGUAGUGCAUUGUCUAUCCGGUCGAUCGUUCAAGUACGGAUCAUUGCUGCAGGAUGUCGCUGCUGCGAAAGAGAAGUUGUUGAAGGCGAGUGGGAAGCAAGAUGGAGGCAUUGAUGGAGAACGAGUUGCGUUCUUGGUGGAGAAUGGAUACGACUACAUUGUCACGCUCCUCUCAAUCAUGGCGUCCAAUGCCAUUGCUGUCCCUCUUGCGCCGUCAUUCCCAGCUUCGGAACUACGAUACCAGAUCAACCACAGCGAGGCAUUGGCUCUGCUACAUACAUCCAAGUUCGAGAAGAUCGCCAAAGAUGUCCUCCAAGAAGGCCUUGACAAGAAUCCAAUCAGCCUUGCCAUCGAGAAGCACACAAAAGACAAUACCUCAACAGAGCAGAUCACCCUUUCCGACUCAAACACUACCUCGCACGCCGGCAUGAUGCUCUAUACCUCCGGCACCACUGCCCGGCCGAAAGGCGUCCUCCUACCUCAAUCCGUCCUGACCGCACAAGCUCGCAGCCUCAUCAAAGCCUGGGACUACACACCCGCCGACCACCUCCUUCACGUCCUUCCCCUCCACCACAUCCACGGCACAGUAAACGCCAUCCUUACCCCUAUCCUAGCAGGCAGCACAAUCGAAUUCCUCUACCCCUUCAACGUCGACGCCGUCUGGAAGCGCUUCGCCGCACCCUUCCUCCCCACCUCCCACGACCAACACAAAGACCUCUCCCCGAUAACAUUCUUCACCGUCGUCCCCACCGUCUGGUCACGCAUGCUCUCCUCCCACCCCGACCUCCCUUCAGACCUCCAAUCCGCCGCCAACGAAGCCAUCCAACGCAAACACCUCCGUCUCAACAUCUCCGGUUCCGCCGCCCUCCCUACCCCUACGAAAUCCGCGUGGACAAAACUCUCCCAAGGCAACGUCCUCCUCGAACGCUUCGGAAUGACAGAAGUCGGCAUGGCACUGUCCUGCGGGCUGGACGACGCAGAUCGUGUAGACGGGAGUGUAGGUUGGCCUCUCCCCUCAGUGGAAGCACGACUCGUAGAUCCCGAUACGAAGAAAGUGAUCGAACAUGGCGAGGAGCAAGACAGCGAAGGCAAAGACCGCAGCGGGGAGAUCCACCUCCGCGGCCCGACGAUUUUCAAAGAAUACUGGCGCAACCCGGAAGCUACAGCGAAGGAAUUUACAGAAGACGGGUGGUUCAAAACGGGAGACAUCGCUGUGCGGAAGAACUUGAAGGGCGAGGCAGGUGCGGGAAAGAGUGGAGACUGGGCCAAGGGACCGGCGUAUUUCAUCCAAGGCCGAAACUCAGCAGACAUCAUCAAAACCGGCGGAGAAAAAGUCUCCGCGCUUGAAAUCGAGCGUGAAUUACUAAGUCUACCACAAGUCUCCGAGUGCGCAGUCGUCGGCCUACCAAGCGUAGCAUGGGGUCAAAAAGCCGCCGCCAUCGUCGUUCUCAGCAAAGAAGGCCAGACGGCAGGCAAGGGAGGAAAAGCAUGGUCGGCGUUGGAUAUGCGACGCGCAUUGCAAGGGCGCUUGGUGGCGUAUAAGAUCCCGCAGGAUAUGAAGGUUGUGGACACAUUGCCGAGGAAUGCGAUGGGGAAGAUUAAUAAGAAGAAUUUGGUGACGGAGGUGUUUGGCGAUCAGGAGAAGAUUCGGAGGAGGAGUAUUGAGACGGCGGAGGAGAGGAAGAGGGUUAAGGAGGCGGAGAAGGAGGGGCAGACGAAUGGGCAGAAGUGA